Molecule: messenger RNA, 1649 nt
Organism: Brassicogethes aeneus
Lineage: Eukaryota; Metazoa; Arthropoda; Insecta; Coleoptera; Nitidulidae
Source: the annotation of a GenBank genome assembly
UUAUGAUUAGUACUUUUCGUGUAACAAAACAUAUUUUAUAAAAGGUUUUAGGAUGUAAUUAUUGUAAUAUAUAACACACAUACUAUAAAUAUAACAAUUUAAGUGGGAGACACUAAAUUUUUUUAAGUAUAAGUGAUGAUCAGUUUUAAAUUAUAUUAACUGUAAAGAUGCUAGUGACGCUACUUUAUUUCUUGGUUAUAGUUUGUUUAGUGAGUUUUGUAGUUACUCGUCUAACUAUUGGAUACACCAAAGGUUCAGCUUGUUUGGUUGGCAAGACUGCUAUUGUGACCGGUGGAAAUUCUGGCAUUGGCUAUGAAGUAUCUCUGGCACUGGCGACAAGAGGCUGUCGGGUAAUAAUAGCCGACCGAGACGAUGCCGAGGCCUCGAAAGAGCGGAUAAUCAAGGAGACCGGCAACAAGAACGUAGUGGCAAAGCACUUGGAUCUUGCUUCUUACAAGUCCGUCAGAGAGUUUGCAGAUGAUAUUAAUAGAACGGAGAAAUCGUUGCACAUACUUUUGAACAAUGCCGGAGUGGGUGCCCUUCCCGAACUGCACACGGAAGACGGGGUUAAUGCUGUUUUCCAGGUCAAUCAUUACGGCGGGUUCUUGUUGACCCAUUUGUUAGUCGAUCUUCUCAAAAAAUCUGCACCAAGCAGAAUAGUGUUCACCAGCUCGAUACUAGCAUUUCAACACAACUUGACAGAAGAAAAUAUGAACCCGAUAAACUACAACCCAACUUCAACGUAUGCGAGCACGAAUGUUUACAGUAACACCAAGUUUUGCUGCUUGGUUGUCGCAAACGAGUUUGCAAAAAGACUGGAAAGAUUCGGCGUUACGUGCAAUUCUCUGCAUCCAGGAACAGUGAGGACUAAUAUUUUUAUCAGAAGUAUUAAGAGAGGCCGCUUACAAGAUGAGAUAUUGUUAUAUAUUGGAAGAAUAUUUAACUAUAUCACUGGAAAGAAUGCCUGGGAAGGUGCUCAAACUUCAAUACAUUUAACGGCGUCCAAUGACGUGGAAAAAAUAACUGGAAAACACUUUUGGGACUGCAAAGUUUUUCCAUUUCUGCCGCCGAAAGCAAAUAAUAAAAACAUUUGUAAGAUGGUCUGGCAGAAAUCUGAGGAGUAUUCUCGUCUGAAGGAAUCUGAAAAAAUUAAAGAAUAAUACAAUAAAGUUAUAUUGGUUUUUAAUGGUGGUUUAUCAAUUGUUUGACUAAAAAGCGAUAUUAGAUUGUUUUGGAAAAAACUGAUGUCAAUGUAAUAGGUCUAUAGUUCUCUACUUCAUUAAAAUCAUUUUUUUAUAGAUAGGUAUAACUUUUUCAGUUUUUAAGAUGUCGGGAAAUUUCCCCGAUUAAAACGAUAAAUUUUAAAUUUCCUAAAUAUGUUAGUGGUUUAAUUAUCAAAAUAAUAAUUUUUAACCAGGAACAUUGGAAUAUAAUAUUAAUAAUAAUUGUCUGUACCGCUAGAUCGUUCAUUACCUUCUUCAAGAGUUUGUCCAAAGUGUGUUUUAAACGGAAUACCUAAUUAUUUCAAUAUGUUUUUUUAAAUUUCUUCACCCAUUUUCUAAAAGCAACAUGAAAAACUCUAAUUUCUAAUACCACAUGGUAGCAGAGGUCUCCAGUCCCAUAACAUUGAAUUAGAUAAAUUCUUUGCU